Molecule: messenger RNA, 2244 nt
Organism: Rotaria sp. Silwood1
Lineage: Eukaryota; Metazoa; Rotifera; Eurotatoria; Philodinida; Philodinidae
Source: the annotation of a GenBank genome assembly
AUGGCCACAGGAUGUGGAGAAGAAGAGACAGCACAGUGUAUACUACGCAUUACAGAUAUUGUCAAAGAGUCGCUUGAGUUUCUCGCACCCAUUGGUGGCUAUGAAGAAAUAUCACUUGUUUCCCUUGAAGAAGCUGUCAAACCGCUUGUUCCUAUUCUGCCAGCCGUUCAAAGUUACGCAUAUGUUGCCAAACAACGAUGUAAAAAUCCUGCCGACGAAUUAACACAAGAUGAAUCUGCCUCAAUUAUGUUGUAUACGAUGGGGUGGAAGCCAUUCGAUAAAUCCUUAUAUUUCGUUUUAAAUGAUAUAUUACGAUCACCAGACCGACAACAAAAGCUCGAACCAUGGUUUUUAUUUCUGAGACUCUUUCUUAAUGCACUGUUUCGCCUUCCGUCGUUGUCUAAAACUGCGUACAGAGGUGUUAAAUUAGAUCUGAGCCAACGCUACACUGAAGGACAAACAAUCGUCUGGUGGGGUUUCUCAUCGUGCACAACAUCUGUUACUGUGCUAAAAUCAGAACAAUUUUUGGGAAAAACAGGUGAAAGAACGAUGUUUACCUUACAAUGUCAAUCAGUUAAAGAUAUUCGGAAGCAUUCAUAUUAUCCAGCUGAAAACGAAGUACUUCUUAUGGCUGCUACUCAAUUCAAAGUAAUGGGUUGUCUUGAUCAAGGAAACCUUCACAUUGUUCAACUGGAAGAAACUCGUCCGCCAUUUCCGCUUUUACAACCAGUACCAAUUGUUGUUCCACAAUCGAUCAAUCCAAUUUCUUCAGCACAACCCAAAGUUGAAGCUCCUAAAUCAGUGAACCAUCGAUCGUGUGUCUUUGGUCAAGAUACUAAGAUCUCAUGGAAGUUCAGUGGCAUCGAGAAACCACAAGUGGCAUGGUUCUUCAAAGGCGAACCGAUUUCAGCUAACAAUCGUUUUCAAGUGACUGAGGUUGACGAUGGAACAUCGACACUAUUGAUUCGUCAAGCUGAACUUGCCGAUCAAGGUGAUUAUAUUGCUCGAGCAACCAAUACUGGUGGUGAAGUCGAAGCUAAAACAACAUUGAAUAUUGUUUGCAUGAAACCUGUCAUCAACACUGAUCUUAAUGCUACAAUAGAAGUCACAAAAGGUGAAAUUAUGACACUCAAAAUUGUCGUAAGUGGAGCACCAAAACCUAUUGUUGUCUGGAUGAGAGACAACAGUGAACUCACGUUCAAUGAUCGCAUUCAAGUGACAACACCGACUGGUGAUGAUGAUACAUACACACUGACCAUCUUGAAUGUACAAUCAGAAGAUCAAGGAGAAUAUGCAGCCAAGAUCUCCAAUAUUGUCUGUCCAUUACGUGGCAAUUCAAUCAAUAUUCAUCCAAAUGCUCGAUGGCAACAGAAUGGUCUCACUGUGGCUGGAGGAAAUGGAAAAGGCAAUGGAAUUCAUCAACUUUCCUAUCCAUUGGGUCUGUAUGUGGAUGAUGAUCAAACUAUAUAUGUUGCUGAUUGGUCAAAUCACCGUAUUGUGGAAUGGAAAUCGGGUGCGACGAGUGGCCAAGUGGUUGCCGGUGGAAAUGGACAAGGAAAUGCGGAUCAUCAGUUGUCUGACCCAAUAGAUGUGAUUGUCGACAAAGAAAGAGAUAGUGUCAUCAUCUGCGAUGGUUCAAAUAGAAGAGUGGUUCGAUGGCCUCGUCAAAAUGGUACUAGGGGAGAAACAAUCGUCUCCAACAUCGGUUGUGUGGGUUUGACAAUGGACGAGAAUGGAUCUCUCUAUGUCGCUGAUGAAAGAAAACAUGAAGUGAGACGAUAUCGAAGAGGAGAAUCUCAAGGAACAGUGAUUGCAGGUGGUAAUGGAUAUGGAAAUCGUCUCGAUCAACUCUCUUGUCCACAAUACGUAUUCGUCGAUCGAAAUCAUUCCGUAUAUGUGUCUGAUUGUUCCAAUCAUCGUGUGAUGAAAUGGGAAGAGGGUGCAAAACAAGGUAUAAUCGUGGCUGGCAAUCAAGGACAAGGAAAUAGUCUUACACAAUUGUCAAAUCCUUAUGGAAUCAUUGUCGAUCAAUUGGGCACUGUUUAUAUCGCUGAUUGUUGGAAUCAUCGAAUCAUGCGUUGGUUCAAAGGAGCCACGCAGGGAAGUGUUAUUGUUGGUGGAAACGGUAGAGGAGAACAAUCGAAUCAGCUCAAUGAGCCCGUCAGUUUGUCAUUCGAUUCACACGGUAAUCUCUAUGUCGUCGAUUGUAGAAAUCGUCGAAUACAAAAAUUUAAUAUUGAAUAA